GUUUUUGGGCUUUUGAAUGAAGCAAUUCGUUAUAAAUUCAUUUCCAAAUCACCAUUGAAACAGGAAAAGCCAUAAAAAAGCGAAGUAUCCAACAACGCGCUAUAAAUCCAUCGGAUUCAGAUUGGGUAAACGUCACAAUUAUUAUUUUCCUCCGAGCACGGAAGGAUCUUUCGGAAAAUAAACACAUUCACGAAGCAGGAAUAGUUUUAUCGUAAUUGAUUGCAAUUCGGAACACUUCCACAAUGCCCCACAGGCUGUGGUUGGCGUUUUCUGAUUCAUCGAUAAAGUCCCAUUAAAACGUUGAACGCUGCGAACCACCCGUUGGAUGAACCGUACGCAAUUGGUACAAACACCAAGAACAAGAAGAAGAAGUGUGGUUCUGGAACUGAGCGCGCAAACAACCGUACUGGCAGACGGGUGAUGACCUCCCCACAGACACAUACGCAGGGGGUGUAAAGACAUCCGUGCCGGAUGAUGCUGAACCGUGUGCGAGGCAAAGAGGUUGUGUGUUUCUCUGCCAGCAGAAGUGGUAACCUUCGAUGUGCAAUUUUGCCGAAAAAAUUAACAAAGGGAAUGAUAGAUCACUCCCUACCCGGUGAAGGAUUGUUCCGUGGUGUGCGAUGGUGUUGCAUGUUGAGUGAAAAGUGAAAAAGAAAAACGAAACAAAAAACAAGAAAGUGUGAAAACUGCUGGGGGUGAUGCGAUACUUUGUGGGUUUACGGAAGGAUACUACAGCAGAUCCUCGUUUAUUUACUGGAAAAUAGCUGAAAGUGCCUAGGUGCCUAGGGGGAUGUUGGCACAGCUUUUAAUUAAUUCUGUUUUGUGUAAGUGUGUGCAAGUGAUUCGUGUUUUGUUUUAAGUACGUCGACAUGCUGCCCGUCGCAAAGACAAUUAGCACAGUUUGUCCAUGAGGUUGUGCUAGCAUUUACAACAGACAAGCAAUGGAAAGGUGUAUUCCGAGGCAUAUUUAUACCUUACACGAUAAUCGAGCGCCCGCAACAAACAUCUUCAGGACGACAACCAGUAACUGUUGCACCACACCGGGACGUAGUACCACAGGCGGAAGUAUUUAACGCUCGUCGCUUGCGGAAGAAAAUGAACAGUGGCGAACGUGAUCUGACAGAAAUUGAUGGACGAAGGAUUAUUCCGUGUGUAAGCGUGUCGGAUGGACAAGAAAAGCAACAAGUAGCGACGAUCGUAGGCGAGGAUGCUGUACUAGCGAAGCAACCUGUACAUUUCUUUAGCAACCAUCACCAGCAGCAGCCACUGACACAGCAAACGAAUGCCCCCAACGGUGAACGGACAACGCUGGUACGAUCAUACGAUGGGACAAAUGUUGCGCUUGAUGCUAAUUCUGUUGUAAUGGAUGGUUCUUUUCAACAGCACGCGAAUAUUAAUCAGAACCGAGCAAACGCAACGCUUCCAGGAACAACAACCCUGCAAGCAGUCCUGAACGCUGCAUCAAGCCGUAUAUCGGAGAAAAAUGUGGAAAAUUCCAAUUCGAACGCAUUAACGGAUGGUGGUAACGGCGUUCCCGAACCAGACGAGCUGCUGUUGUACACUACAACGACCGUGCCGGAACAGUCGAAUACCGGAAGUAUUGAGCAAAUUUUCAAUCACGGCCGACCCGGUAGCAGCAACUGUAGCGCAAUGCGCGAUCCUCAGGAAUCUCACCACCGGUCAAUACCGACGGCAGGAGGACCACUCGGUGAGGUCGAAUCGGGCGAGGACGAUAACGAUUGCGUAGUCGUGUUGCCGUCCAGCGAGCGGAAAGUGGAACCGUUAAAAAUCAACCUAGCGCGCGAUCGGGAACCGCUUCGAACGGUCAUAAAACUUACCCCGGGUGCGAGCUCUACGCCGGACAGUUUUCAGCAGCUGUCACCCACGAUCCGCGAUGUGCCCGGUUCGCCGAAGAUAACAAUCAAGCCCCCGAAACCCCCGCAAACGGUAGAAAGCUCGUUGAUGGUGGUGGGGGGUUCAGCGGGAUCGUCAGCGCCUUCUUCUGCUUCGCAAAACAAUGCUGAGCAUCACACUAAUAAUUGCGUCGGUUCGACCUUACCAUCGUAUAGCAGCAUUCCAAAGCUUACCAUUAAGCCGAUCAUCAACCCGGCCAAUGACACGGCGUCCGUCUGCGAAACGGGUUCGUCGGCGGCAGGUGGCACGGUAGCGUUGUCGGUGGAGCAGCAAAUGCAUAUUAUUCCUAAGUUACUCAUCAAAGGUUCCGUUUCCUCGUUGGAUCCCGCCAGCCACGGUCGGGACGGAGCGGUUGAACCUCACAUUGUGCCUAAGCUUACUAUUCGUGGCGUUAACAACCACAAUCAUCAGCAGCAACAGCAGCAACAUCACUACGCCCAGAGCCAGUCGGAAUCGCAGGUUUACCCGAACGAUGGUGGGAUACCAUCGGCCAUGCUGCUGAUGGAUGGCGGCGGCGGCGGCGGGGUAGGAGGCCGGGGAGAGAGCAGUAGGACGCCGGGUUCGCCAACGCCGCUGGUUCCUAAGUUAACUAUAAAAAUGGAUAACCACCAUCCGGUGCAUCUGCACCAUCACCAUCAUCACAACAGUUUGCGCGUGAAAGAUGUUCCAGAUGUUGCCGAGGGCGGCGGUCCCAUACCGAAGCUGCACAUAAAAGCAAUACAACAGGACGGAGCAGCGCUGUCUGCAGGCGUAAACAAUUCAUCGUCUUCGAGUGGUGGCUGUAGCACCUCGUCGACGGGUUCGUCUCCUGUGCUAACCAGUUCGGAGGGCGUGAAGCUUACUAUAAAACCGCUGCCGGAACCACCAAAGCUGCCGAAGCUAACGAUCAAAACAACUGGUCUGGGAACGGUCGCGGAAACGAGCGACGUUUCGAUGGUGUCUUCAACGAGCAAUAGCUUCUCUCCCAAACUGUUGCCUUCGAUGGCCGCGUGUAGCAGCAGUUCUGGUGAACAUUUGCAGCAACACCAGCAAGUGAUGGGUGGCAGUGGGGCGAGUCUUUCUCAUCCAUUGUUGCAACAGCAGCUUCAGCACCAACAACCGGCUUCUCCGAGUGAUCAACAUUCUAACAUAAGCUCCAGUUCGAUUCCAAAGCUUACGAUCAAGCCGAUGCCCCCGAAGGAUGCAGUGGCGCCGGGUGGCCAGGAUUGUGUUUCCGAUGCAAACAACCCAUCGUCGAAUUUGUUGACGCCCACCGUGCCGAAGCUCACGAUAAAACCGAUUCUGCCACCGACAAAACAAUCUGCGGAGGACAGCAGCAGCUCCAGCGAGAUCAGUAUUAAUUCCCUCGAAUCAUCGCCAAUUUCAUCGUCCUCGAUUUCAUCUGCGCCCGCUUCUUCUUCUUCUGCUGCCGCGCUGGCAACAACUUCGCCACCGUCAGCAUUGAGAAUGACAAUCAAAGUACCUUCAUCGGCUGGACAGCAGCCGCAGCUGCACGAAAGCAGGGAUCUAGUGGGGAUGGAAUCCGCAAGUUCCAUGUCGACGGGAGGAGUUUCGGCUUCAUUGGCAACGGGUACGGUCGUCACCAGGCUUAACAUCAAACCGAUUCUCCCUCCACCUGCUGCUGCGGCACCGAGCGCAGACUGUGAUCGCAGGGAGGCGGAACUGGGCAGCUUGGAGAAUAAGAACGCCCAAGCACACACGUUGGUUAACACGUCGGACGAUGGUGAUUCAACACCGACUUCAUGUGAAGAAACGCGUAAACCGAUCGUUAUACCGAAAGUGACUAUUAAAACAUUAGCCAACCCCGGAAGCCAGGAAACGGAGAUCCUGUCCACGCCCAAGGUUACGUUAAAGCCCAUACCGAAACCCCAAGAAGACGCAGUUGCCACUGGGAAUGCUCUAGAUCGACAUUUAAUGCUGAGUACGGGUUUGUCCUCCGUCGUUACAAACAAUGCCAGUCAUCACUCACCGACGAACAGCACGACCGGAAGUGGUUUACCGGAUGCGUCGGAUUCACCAAGAAUUAUACUGAAAAUCAACAAGGGGUCCUCCUCGACAACGACCACAAGCGGCGAGCAGCUGGACAGCGCUACUACGGGUGCCGAUGGUGGACAGUUUCUGGGUGCUGUUCCUCCAGUGUCUGGUGGUUCUAUCCUCGCGAACGAACUGAAACGACCAGCCUCGAACGCUUUGUGUACCUCAGCCAUCCCUUCGUCCUCAUCCGGCUCGUCGUCGGUAUCCUGCGCUUCGUCGACGUCGGUAUCAGCAUCGGCCACCUCUUCAUCGGCCGGAUCAGACCCAGCGUCGCCGUCGUCCGGUGGCGGAGGUGAUCAGGGCGAGCUGGUGGGAUCGCACGAGAUGAAACGAAGCAAGCUCGAUCACUCACAGUCACAGCAGCUAUCGCAACACAUGCAGGGCGUGCUGGAUCAACACCAAGGGUUGAUGCGGCAAACGAUGCUUCAGACUCAGCACCAUCCGUACCAGUUGCAACUGCCGACCGGUACGCCGAACAAAGUCAGCGACGUAAUUGUGAUAGACGAUGAUAGCAAAUCGGAGAACGAAACGGUCGCGAAAGAGAAAGAUCAAACGGCCGCAUCCGUGUCGCGUUUACCUUCUUCGGCCACAGAACCGCCGACGCUGGCCAACAACGAGGGAGCGGUAAAUCGAACGUCGUUCCCGUCCCUUGCUGAUGGUGGCACAUCAUCCGUGCCGGUCAAACAGAGACGUACACGAGGGACACCGCGCGGUGCUGGUGCUCGCCAGCCCCGGAGAGGGAACGGUCGCAGUGCGGUAUCAGCGCUCGCUAAGCAGCAGCAAUUGGACGCGAGCGCAGCAGUAUCCCAGUUAUACGGACUGUUGCAGGACGAUCGUGAGGAAGGAUCUAGUUCCGACUGCAUGAUCGUUGACGAACCCGCCGCGCCGGCUUCAAACCUACGCGAACGGCUAACGCUUGAGAGUCUGUUACGCGCAGGAUCGAAACCAACGGUUCCUUCGUCCUCGUCGAUUGCGGGAAGCGGGAACUUCUACAGCAACGCACCCAUGUCCGGUGUUGUUGGGGAGGUGGAGAAAAAUGGCACCGCAAGCAAUAGUUCGAUCGGCAGUGUGGCUAGCUCGGUAAGCAGUUCCGUAACGGUGCCGGCAUCGACAACACCGGUUGCGAGCGGCCGGACGCCGGCAGCCGGAGUGCGCAUGAGUACGCGGCGUGCCGCUGGACAGCUGUUGAAGGAGGUGCUCGCUAACAAACACCAGGACCGGGAUUCUGGCGUGGAUGAAGCGCGUACGGACGGUGAGUUUGGGGCGACCCCUUCCAAGAGGGCUCGAGGCCGGCCUAAGAAGCAAUCUGUCGAUUUGACAGCGGAAACGAACGGUGGUGGCAACAGCAACUCGGUGGACGGAAGUAUCGGAGGCCUGGAAGCGGUUUCAAGUGAUAGCACUAUGCUGGCAGCAAUGGCAAUGGCGAUGGGAAGUGGGGGGGAUGGUGGUUCGCCAAUGCUGCGAGCUGACGACAGGGGGCUGCUUGGAUCGCAAACGCUCAUGGAAGGAAUUAUGCCGUUACCGAGAACGCCCGUACGCACGCCAAGAACGAGGGCUCGAGGACGUGGUCGAGGCAGAGGUAGGACGAACCUGAUGGAACCGGGUAAUUUGUAUGACGGAACCCUGUUAGCUGAAACUGCUAGCGCACUCGCGGUGGGCAAUGUUGAUCCACUGUUUAUCGGCACUACAAACACCAUCGAUCCAGCAGCCGGCUCGACGGAUGCUACCCAAGGCUUUCAACUACUCUAUAAUCACAUGCAAACACCGCGCGGUGGAGCAGGCGCUCGUACGCGCGGCGGAAGACGAGGUCCCGGUUCUAGGGGGCCCCGUACACCUCGGGGCGGUCGGGGUGCGGCAAGGGCAGCAAUGGCCGCACUGUUAUCUGCGGGAGCGGAUGAUACACCGUCGCACGACGUUAUCGGGCGGUUUGCGAAUCUGACUUCAGCUGAGCAAGCAGCAACGAAACAAUUGCUCGAUACGUUACAGCAACAGCAAGAGGAACAGCAACAGCUUCUGCAACAAAUGGCACCACAACACUCUGCGAACGCACCGGACAUGACGGCGAAAGUGAGAGGCCGAGGACGAGGCGCCAGGGCUAGCGGAACGCCAGCGGGAAGCACCAGACGGAAGGGAGGAACACGCGGCAGCACCAAAGCUGCCCGGGGUCGAAAGGGGCUAGAGAUGGAAUCGCCAAUGUUGAUGACCACCGCAGAAUCGAGUCCUGCGGGCGCCGCACUAGGAGAUGCUUCUGACCUCAAAAAUGCCAUCUUCAUGACACCGAUGGCGGGCGGACUGGAUUCCAACCGACCAAAGCUGCACGUGCGCGCACUGAAAACGCCGAGAAAUGAGAUCAAAUCCAACACACCACCAUCCAGCGCGGAAGUCGCCACACCGUCCACUAGCAGUGCAACAGCCAGCAGCAGAACGCUCGCAGCGGACGGUACCGGUCCCGGCGGUGGUGGUGGUGGGCUUCAGGUGUUCGAAGAGGACACACGCAUGAGCGGAGAUUUCAACUUCACCACACCGAUGCGUUUGCUCAGCUCCGGCGACGGAUAUCUGCAGCAGAACGAGGAAUCCCAAAGUUCGUACCUGAGUAGUGCCAGCGUUACGCAGGAUGCUAUCAACCAAUCGUCGGCCGCGAAUGCGACCGCCUCGGAAGACAAGGCGGCGGCGGUUGCUGCCGGAACGGCGAACGUGGUGUCGGCCGAUGCACAGAAAGAAUCCAUUUUGGCCGGUGCAACGUCAGCCAGUAACAGCAGCAGCAGUAGCAGUCGACGGCCAAAUAAGGGCAAAAUGGAAGUGCUCGAUUCGCACCGAGCCCAGUUUACGGUGGAUCUGCUGGCAGAGUACGAAUGGCCUCCGCCAAGCCCGGGCACACGCGGUGCCGAUACGUUCAUGAUCCAGGAACAGAUUGCGGAGUACCUGGGCGUGAAGAGCUUUAAGCGCAAGUAUCCCGAUCUGAUGCGUCGCCCGGUCGAUAUGGAGGAGCGUAACUUCAUUCUAGAGCAGGGGCUCGCCUCCGAGAAGAUGUGCGACCUUGGGCUGACGGCCGUGUACGCGUCGGAAAUACUGGACAUCAUGUGCACCGAUUAUCCGGAAAAGUAUGAAGAGUACACGCGCUACACGCGGGAAAAGCAUUUCCGUGAGCUGAGCAAUCGGCAGCGCCAGCAGCAGGAAGCGAUUGGUGCGGUGGUCGCUGCCGCCCCGAUCGAUCGUGCCCAGCUGCAGAAGGAAAAGGCCAUCGAAUCGGCAGCUAGCUGGAACUGUAGCUUUAACAAAGAACGACGAGAAUCGAGGCGAGCAUGCAUGGAUCUACAGACGUACGUGGUGCAGCUACCGAAACGGCCACAGCCAGUGCGCCCCGAGGGACAUCAGCAACCGGCACCGAAGGCACCAUCCACCAACUAUCCGGUGGCACUGGUGCCCGGCCAGUUCAGCGAGUUUUACACCACCUACACACCGGAGGAAUUGGCCUGCUACCCGAUCAACACUAUUCUGCUGGAUCCGUUCGAGCUGCAGGAAAUUGUUUCCUCCGAGCGCUAUCGCCGGUUGGUAGCUGCCGAAGAGGCACGGCUGCUCGAGGAUAGCGAUAGCAGCAGUAAUAGCAGCAGUGAUAGCGACGACAGCAGCUCGGACGAUAGUGACACCAGCAGUGGUAGCAGUGGCAGCAGCACCGAUGACGAUGGCUCAUCCAGCAGUGACUCCAGUGAUAGUGAGUGUGGCGACAAUGAGACAAGAGUUAAAAACGAACGCAAAAGGCAACAACGAAAAGCAGGAGAAGCAUGUCGUCUCAGUGCGGUUGGCGAAUGUGAAAAGAGUACAGAAGAAACUGCUGCUCCAGUUGCUCCGACGCCUGCCGUUGUUCCUGUUGCUGUCGCUGCUGCUCCUGUGACACGGUCCAGUAGAACCUUGAGUACAGGUUUAGUGGUUGCACCGGCGACGAGUGUCGAGUGUAAAGAACCAACCGAUUCGGAUGAUUCUGACGUCCCACUGAUAGCACAUGCUGUGAAGAAGAAAAACAGUCUCGCGUCAGCAACCGCACCGGUCCCUACUGCUACUACUACUACCACUGCUGGCCAACCGUCGGCAGGUGGUGGAAAACGCAUGCAGGAUACCGAAACACCAGUGAAACGGCCACCGGUAAACCCGUUCAUGUGUGCCGUGUGCAUGGGUCCGGAGAAUAGGAACAAAUACCACAAACCGGAACGCUUCGUACGUUGCUGUCGUUGCCGAAGGAAAGCGCACCCGUCCUGUAUCGGCAUGUCGUCCGUGAUGUAUAAUCGCGUGCAGCUGUACAAGUGGCAGUGCUCGGAGUGUAAACUGUGCAUGAAGUGCAACCGGAAACCGUCGGCAAUCGAUAGCAGAAUGGUGUACUGUGAUCAGUGCGAUCGAGGUUACCAUUUAGCCUGCAAAGGACUGCGCAAUCUACCCGAAGGACGAUGGCACUGCAGCAUCUGCACCGUGUGUGGCAUGUGCGGUGCCCAAACGCCGGAAGGUCAACCGAACCCACACCUUUCCGCUCAACAGCGGCAACAGCUGGCCAUGGUAGCCGAAUGGACGCACGAGUACGGGCUGAACGAGCUGACGAGCAUACGCGAACACCUCAGGACGCUCUGUGUGCCGUGCGUGCGUCAGCGUAAACAAUCCCAACAACAGCAACCAUCUGCCGAAAGCACAGCAAUACUUAACAACAACAACAACGCCGAGCCCAGGAAGGUGCUGGGAGCGAUGAGCAGCAGCAUAGUAGGGGGUGGUACUACGGCUAGUGUCCCCGGCGGGGGUGUGAUUUCUAUGAAACCACAGUCAUCGUAGUUCAUCGACGGUGAGUAGGUAGCAAGUGGGGUUAGCAGCACAAAAUGCAGAGUCAAAAAGGGAUUCAAUUCGUAGGGUGGAGACAGGGUGGAUGAUGAUGAUUUUAAGACCGUGACGCCGACGUUUUGUUUGUUGCUAGCUCCCUCAAUCUUUCGUUAGGGUCAAAUCUGGCCAUACAAAGCAGAAGACAUCAAGAACUCACCCUCAACCCUCAGGAGCGGUCUAAUGCUUUAUUUGUUUCCGUUCAUUUUAAAUUGUGCGUGUGUGACAGCAUUUUUAAAACAUAUUUUCGACGUCAUAAUGCUGUAAGGCACAGUCCCUCCCAUCACGAUGAAAAGCUGCUCAGAAUCUCCGUGGGGAAAGGGUAAGGACGGAGUAUGCCUGCAACAGAAAACAAGAUUACUUCAUGGUUUUACCUACAAACUAGUACCAUCUGCAUAAGCAUUUUUUGUUGUUGCUCUCACAUAAAUCGUCCGUUUCGUUAGAUACAGAGAGGGCCAAAAGCAAAGCAGCAAAAAGAGCAUCGUUAGAGAGAGGAAGCCUAAUUCGUUUCAUUUAUCAGAGUAAAUAUUGUAAAAAAAACACACACACAGCAGUGGCUUUUAAGUUCAAGCUUUGGUUAGUGGUAGUGCUUAGUAUUAUUAUCGUUAUUAUAAAUAUUUUAUGUAAAAAUUGAGCAAGGCUAGAGAGAGUAUACACGUUUCGUACAUGAGCAUUAUUCGAUUUGCAGUUGUUUUUGCUAGACACGGUUCAUUUUACAUAAGCUAUUCCCGUUAGAAUUACCCCCCUUUUUCUGUUGCUCUGUAGCAGAGAGUACGUGUGCGGCGACAUUAGUGUUAGUUUAUAUUUAGGUUAGUUUUAUUUUAGUUAAAGUGGGGCUUUUCGAAAAACGAGCAGUCCCGUUUCCCGGAUAGGACAUGCUGCUGCUACAGUAAUUCUUUCUAAUCUCUCUUGCUGGUAAGUUUAGUUUAAUUGUGCGUAAAGGUUUAAUAUGUUGUGUUAGUUUCUAGUAGGGCACUCAGCACUUGCAAUCAUUGGUCUAGCUUGUCUUGCUAAAAUGGGCGUUUUAAAACUAGCAAUAUAUCUAUAUACGUGCGCAACAAGCUGUAGCUUGUUUGCGGCAACUUUUAAAUCAUGCAGAACCGAACCUAAUUCCUAUCACGUGCAUGGGGCAUCCGCAAGCAACGAUGUGUGUUGAGCUGUUGCUGCUGCUGCUGCUGGCAUUUAUUUGCAAGCUUGUUUUUGGGAAUCUCACCGCUCCCAAUGUCAAACAAACACUUGUGCUCUGAGCUCUAUGGGUAAAUAUUUUCCAAUGAUUCAAUUGUAUAUUGUUUUGUAUAUUUAGAGGUAUUGUUGUGGCAGAUACACUCUACCAUGAUGUGUAGAUAUAUGGCAGACGCAAGGGUCUGUUAAAGCGUACCACACAGGGGUGGGAUCAAAGCUCCGAUUGGACCGACACUUCCCCGUCUCUUGUAGCAAGGACUGACUAAUCCGGCUAUGUGUAAUAAAUCGUCUCGUGUAAACCAUUAGGAGGGCAGCAAACACACACACACGCACUUUGAGCCAAUAGUAAUGAAUAGUAGGGAUAUGGAUAGGGAACACGUGUUAAUAAGAAAAAAGCAAUCGCGGAAAGAGGUAGGGAAUGUAAAUAUAAAAUGGAACAACAGCAAAAAAACACAGUCAAAAGAUACACACAUAUAUUCACAGAAAUAUUGAAAUAAGCAUAUUUUCUGUGGGUGUUUCGAUGAUCGAUAUACAUAUACUGCAUGCGAAACGGGAAUGAAAAACUCAGGCCUGUACAAGGCAACAGGAAUACCGAGAGAGACAUACCGGGGGAAAGAAUAAUUUAUCAGCUAGAGUUUCUUAACGUAGGAUUAACUGUGCUCAUUAUUUCAUCGGCUAUAUUCACUUGUUAAGAGUGCUGCUGCUGCUGCUACUACAGGAACAGGGGUUUGGUUAGUAGUGUAGGGAAGGAGUGCCCAAAACUGUUGUGUUGCACUAUUACAGAAGACAGAGAUAGGCGAGUACUAGCACGGCGCGCAUAAGAGUAACAUUGGUUAAAACAAGCAUCAUGCACAGAGAGGAUGGAAAGAUACGCAAUGUUAGCAUGUAACUUAUUUGCAUUCGCGCAUUACAUUGACGAAUACAUUUUUUACAAAAAAAAAAAUCCGUUCGCUAGUCGUUGGUUGGAAAACGUAUGUGUGUGUGGACACCCGGACCGCUCAGACAUGAUGACGAUCGAAUGAAAAUGUGCCUAAUUGGAUGGGGGAUGUAUGGUAAUAAUAAAUACUGAUUAGAAAAAUUUA
Molecule: messenger RNA, 11066 nt
Organism: Anopheles stephensi (Asian malaria mosquito)
Lineage: Eukaryota; Metazoa; Arthropoda; Insecta; Diptera; Culicidae
Gene: e(y)3
Product: mucin-19
Exons: 11
Coding region: 1096-8760 (2554 amino acids)
Biological process (GO): positive regulation of transcription by RNA polymerase II
Cellular component (GO): MLL3/4 complex
Molecular function (GO): histone binding; transcription coactivator activity; histone H3K4 methyltransferase activity
Source: RefSeq, a predicted model, not a curated record